CAACAAGUGCCAACACAGAUCCUGACCUGCACCGCUGUCAACCCUGCAACAAAGAAGUCAGUCACUGUCCAAAAGACACUGUGAGUGACAGAUCAGCGGUCCAGCCUAUCUGAUUUCAGGAGUUACAUCCACCUUUACCUGCUCAGCUGACUGCCACCCCUCCUGCAGCUACUCAUGGACUGUUAUGCUGGAAGAUGAGACAUUUGAUACUGCACAAGGCAACACCAUUUCUGUCACUCCACCUGUUAGUACUGUUGUCUCUGAAAAUCUGAUCUGUGAGGCUGAGAACACCGUCUCCCAUCUGUUCAUCUCUACAACUCUGUCGCUAUGGGUGCCAACAUCGCUGGCGACACUGCAGUGACAGUGGGAAAGCCAUAUACGUUCAUAUGUCUGGCAACAUGCAUUCCAUCCUCCGCCUUUACAUGGAAGUACAUGGGGAAGACUUUCCUGGGUGAUCAAGUCCGGAUAACCAUCUUGCAGGAGGAAGACGAACAAAAGUUUGCCAGUCGCCUGCAGAUGACUGCUAGUGACUACUCUAAAAUUGAGCCUCUGACCUGCGAGGCCACAAACACUUUAAAUCAAGCCAGUAUCACCACCACUCAGAACCUCACUGUCAUCGAUCCCAUCUCAGUGUGUCCCACCUCUCUGCCAGUAGCAGGCGAGCCUUUCUCUCUUCAGUGUCUUGGCUCUCAGAAUCCGACCUCUAUUACAUGGCUGAAGAACAAACACCCAAUGCCAGCAUAUGAAAGAGUGCGUUUCUCCGCUGACAACAUCACGAUGACCUUCAGUCCUCUCCUGCAGGCAGAUGACGGUUUAUACCAAUGUGUGGUGGCAGAGGGGGCGGCCGCCAUCCUGUCUGUUGGCUACAAGAUGCAAGUAAACUACGGGCCUGAUAAGGUGCUAAUUGUGAAACCCAACACCGGAUCUGUGGGUGAGAGGAUGUUAGUUCUGCCUGGAUCCACAACAGAGUUGCAAUGUUUGGCUGACUGCUUCCCCGUCUGCUCCAUCACCUGGUAUUACCAUGACAUGCUCCUGGCUACAAAUGCCUCCAUAUUCUUCACACCUGUAACACCUCCAUAUCAGGCUGCCCUCACCUGUGUGGCUUUCAACUCAGUGACAAAGAAAAACAGGAUGGCUGAAACCACAGUGGUGGUGCCUGAUGGACCAAAGAAUGUGACCAUUUCAGGACCAGAUUCUCUUGAAGUUGGGGUCACAGCCAGCUUUACAUGCUCAGCUGAGUGCACUCCUCCCUGCAGCUUCACGUGGACCUUGUAUGGGAAGAAGAUGAUGGGUCGUGUGAUUGACAUCACUGUGAACCGCCACAUUUCCACAGAGUCCAUCAGCUGCCAGGCUGAGAAUGCAUUCACAGGGAAGACAGCGAUGGUCAAUGAGAUGCUCAGUGUCUCAGAGCCCCACUGGUGUGGAUGCUGAGACACUGGAAACUGCUCAGUGCAAACUAGAUUCUUCUGAUCUGCAAGUGCUCUGUACACAGUGGAGCACUAAGAUGUACUUUGGUGAUCUUUUUAUUGACACUCAGGUGCAUAGCUGUAUUUGCUCAAGCAUUGUUUACUCUUGACUGUGAUCUUGACAGCGACCUAACCGGGGUGUUUCCUUACCUUUAGCACAAUGCAUGCUGGGACAUGCUCCAACUUCUUUGUGACCCUGAACAAGAUUAGACAGGCACUGAGAAUGGAUGUAUGGAUUGUGUGCCUGAGUGUUACAGAAAAGUUGAGUUUUAAUUGCACAAGGCUUAUCUCAUUUUCUUUAUUGACAUAUUCCCAUUUGUCUUGCCAAACAAUAUGCACUAUUACCUUUAAUAAACAAUGAACUACUGUGCUUUUUCUGCCUAUUCUGUGCUAAUUCAUCACUCGUGACACAUCUGAGAUUAAAUAAUAUUCAAAACCAUUUUUACUUGUUAAGGUAUCGAUUUGAAAACAGCGUGCACACAAAUGACAAAAUAUACCUUUAUUCGUAGAUCAGUUUUCUGAGAACAGAUGUAAAUACAGAAUCUGAAUACUUGUGGCUCAAACUGAAGCCCUCCUUCACUCACACGGGUUUCUACAGUUAAGCCAUUUUAGUCAAUGCUAUAUCAGGUUUCUUUUGGCAGGUAUAAGAAUG
Thunnus maccoyii (southern bluefin tuna) is the source of this 2118-nucleotide messenger RNA. Its product is annotated as carcinoembryonic antigen-related cell adhesion molecule 20-like. Lineage: Eukaryota; Metazoa; Chordata; Actinopteri; Scombriformes; Scombridae. Bases 328 to 1431 code for a protein of 367 amino acids. The record is from RefSeq and is a predicted model, not a curated record. The transcript is spliced from 7 exons.